AUGCUGCUUGUGUGUGCAGAUGAUGACAAAUCAGCACUUCGGCCGGGAUCCACAUAAAUAGGGUGGUUGCAGUGUUUCUCCUCAGAAGCUGCCUCAAGCGCACAUAGCAUACUACUCCCUAUCAAACUAUCAUGUCAAGCUCAGCUGAAGUUGUUGUUAUUUUCGGCGCCACCGGUCAGCAAGGUGCCUCCGUCCUGCGCUCGCUGGCUGGGUCGCCCAACUACCACAUCCGCGCUGUGACACGCUCUACUUCGUCAGCCAACGCCCAGCGUCUAAGCCACGAGUACCCUUCUGUAGAGUUGGUGGAGGCCGACCUCGAGGAUAUCAACACCGUCAUGAGUGCCGUCAGUGGCGCCAAUAUUGUGUUUGGAGUCACGCAGUUCUUCCAGUCUGCUAUAAUGAACAGCGACGAUCCCGUAGAGCGCGAGUACCAGCAAGGGAGAAACCUAGUCGAUGCCUGCGUUAAGCAGAACGUGCCUUAUGUAAUUUUCAGCUCAUGUCGGAGUGCCAAGCAUGAGACUAACGGAGAAAUCGGCGACAUUGCCUUCUUUGACGGCAAGUUCAGGGUCCAGGAAUAUCUGCUAAGCCAGCCGAUUAACGCCACCGUGAUCCUGCUGGCCGCCUAUUUCCAGAACUUCCUCACACGAGCACAACUAGCUGAUGACGGUGCCGUCGAAUUCUGGUACUCUGGAGACCUCGACGGCCCUGUUAUGCAAGUCGACCCGGAUAGAGACACGGGGCCAGUCGUCAGGUAUAUCAUAGAGAACCGAAAGGGAUACUUUGGCAAAGCCGUUCCGGUUACUGGUGGAGCAUAUUCUCCUCAGCAGGUUGCAGAUGCAUUCAGCAGGGUUGCCGGUGUCCCAACAAGGCUGGAGAACAUGGCACCAGAGAAACUGAUCAGCGAUGAUAUGCGCAAUAUGUUCAAGUUUUUUGCCAGGCAUGACUGGCUAGGAAAUCCAGAUGAAAUCCGCCAGUUUAACGCCAAGGUUGGCCACGAGUUCUCCACGCCAGACAUAUUCUGGCAAACGAAUGGGUGGAGGGGUCCCGAAUAAACACAGUACCUCGCCAUCUAAUUCAUUUACCAUGUAGUGGGGUUUCGAAUUAUCUCCAACAUCGUUUAGCAUUAUUAGGAUUUUAUGCUUAUUAAAGCUCGUCCAACAUCUUGACCUCGAA
Messenger RNA from Linderina pennispora, 1173 nucleotides. RefSeq names its product NAD(P)-binding protein. Bases 132 to 1052 code for a protein of 306 amino acids. The transcript has a single exon. NCBI's taxonomy places the organism in Eukaryota, Fungi, Kickxellomycota, Kickxellomycetes, Kickxellales, Kickxellaceae. The record is from RefSeq and is a predicted model, not a curated record.